CUGCCACCUUUCCCUUUAAAGAGCUAAAGGGAGGGAACAACACAGAGGGAUCCCAUGUCACCAUUAGAUUAAGGAAUAAAUUGCAUGGAAAUACAGAUUUACAAAACAAAACCGUCGACAGAGGAAAAAAACGAACGGAAUAAAUAAGAGAGGCAGCAAAAUGAAUAACAUUUCUAGUCGUGCCCGGCAAGCUGCUUACUCGGCAUAAAUAAUUUCAAAAGACCUCUCAGUCUGCAACUAAAGACCCGGUUACGGUCUUCUUAACCCUGGACAACGGGAACAGGUGACGAAACGGAAGAAAGGAUGCUAAAACUGAGAAGAAAGGGAUAGACCGUUUAUGGAGUGAGUGCAUGAAGAUUAAACAAAUAGAGAGAGGAGGUGUUUCCCCGCUGCUCGUUUCGCUUGGUUGAACAGACGGUUGUGUUUAGGGAAUAAAAGCAAUUUGUUAACACGAGAUUUGUUAAAUUAUAGAAAUGCUUAUUUACCAGGCAAAUAAUUUUUGAUAUUAGACCUAUAAGACCCAUAUAUAUGACGAGAAUAAUUUGAGUAACAAUAGCAGGGGUGCAACUUAGGUGAUAUAUUAUAAAUAAAUAGAUAUAUAUAUAUAUUUUUCGUAGGCUAGUCUUUUGUAUCACUAAAGGAACUGAACUACGCACUGCACAGUUGCGUUAUUUUGAAUUGACCGGUGUUGUAGCAAGAAAAUAUUGCAUUAUUCAUAACUGUAGCCAAUUUAUAUAGAGAAAAAUAUCUUAGGUUUCUACACAGUCAUUCGGACCCACGCUUGGAUCCCUCCGUUCAGUCAGAAAACGUAGUAAAUUCCACGUAGCACUUUUGUCCAGUUUGUGUGUCCAUGUGUGUGUGUUCAGUAACACGCACGCGAACACAGCCAGACCCAAAGCGAGCUCCUCCUCCCCCCCUCCCCGCUCGGCUCUCUCUCCUCCUCUCCCUCCCCCUGCUCCUCUAUGCUCAGUUCGGUGUGUGUCUCCUCUUUGAAAGGGCGCAAGGGUGGGAACAAGUCGUCCAACAAAGCAUGUUACAGCGCAGACAUGACUUGUCCGUCAGACAGCGAGAAAAUAGUGAUAAACUGCGGGGGGAUUCGGCACGAGACGUACCGCAGCACACUGAAGACGCUGCCUGGGACCCGCUUGUCCUGGCUCACGGAGCCAGAUGCGUUCAGUAACUUUGACUAUGACCCCAAAUCCGACGAGUUUUUCUUUGACCGUCACCCCAACACCUUUGCUUUCAUCCUCAACUAUUACCGCACAGGGAAGUUGCAUUGUCCCAACGAUGUCUGCGGUCCUCUCUUCGAGGAGGAGCUCGCGUUCUGGGGUAUCGACGAGACGGACGUGGAGGCUUGCUGCUGGAUGAACUACCGACAGCAUCGGGACGCCGAGGAAGCGCUGGACAGCUUCGAGACGCCCGAGCCGGACCUGCCAGAGGACGACCCGGCGCUAACGGGUGGUGCAGACGGGGAUUUGAAGAGGUUGUGUCUACAGGAGGAUGGUCGCAACCCCAGCUGGUGGAGUACCUGGCAGCCCCGCAUCUGGGCGCUGUUUGAGGACCCCUAUUCUUCCAAAUACGCCAGGUAUGUGGCGUUCGGCUCGCUCCUGUUCAUCCUCAUCUCCAUCUCAACAUUUUGCUUGGAGACACACGAGGCCUUCAACACCAUCUACAGUAAGACAGAGAAUGUGACGGUGGGGAACGUCACGCGGGAGGAGGUUGUGUUUGAGGUAGUGACUGACAACUGGCUGACCUACGUGGAGGGCGUAUGCGUCAUCUGGUUCACCAUCGAGGUGUUCGCCCGUGUCAUCUUCUGCCCGGACAAGGCUGAGUUCUUCAAGAGCUCGCUGAACAUCAUCGACUUUGUAGCCAUCCUGCCCUUUUACCUGGAGAUGGCGCUGAGCGGCCUCUCUUCUAAAGCGGCAAAAGACGUGCUGGGCUUUUUGCGCGUGGUGCGAUUUGUCCGAAUCCUGCGAAUCUUCAAGCUCACGCGCCAUUUCGUGGGGCUGAGAGUGCUGGGUCAUACUCUCCGAGCCAGCACCAAUGAAUUCUUGCUCCUCAUCAUCUUCCUCGCUCUCGGAGUGCUCAUCUUUGCCACCAUGAUCUACUACGCUGAGCGCAUCGGCGCUGACCCGGCCGACCCCACGGCAAGCAAACACACCACCUUCAAAAACAUCCCCAUCGGCUUCUGGUGGGCAGUGGUCACCAUGACAACACUGGGCUAUGGUGAUAUGUAUCCAGAGACAUGGUCUGGUAUGUUAGUGGGUGCCCUGUGUGCCCUGGCGGGCGUGCUGACCAUCGCCAUGCCUGUGCCCGUCAUUGUAAACAACUUCGGCAUGUACUACUCUCUGGCAAUGGCUAAGCAGAAGCUGCCCAAGAAGAAGAACAAGCACAUCCCGCGGGCUCCCCAGCCUGGAUCGCCCAACUACUGCAAGCCAGAUGCCCUGGCCAUGGCCACUGCCUCGCCACACAGGAUCAUGGGUAAUGUGAUGGGCAGUAUGGUGGUCUCUGGAAGCAUGGCAGGAGACUGUCCUCUUGCACAGGAGGAAAUCAUAGAGAUUAACAGAGCAGACUCAAAACAGAAUGGAGAUGCUGCAAACGCAGCUCUGGCUAAUGAGGACUGUCCCACCAUAGAUCAGGUGCUAGGGCCAGAUGACAGGAGUCCGGCCACCAGUGGGUUGGGGACAUGCACGGGGCGUGAACGUUACCCCCACGAUAGGGCCUGCUUCCUUCUCAGUACCGGAGAGUUCCGCACCACAGACAGCAAUGUCAGGAAAGGUUGUGUCGUGUCAUGCGUUUCUGCUGGUUACGAGAAGUCCCGCAGCCUCAAUAACAUCUCGGGGAUGACAGGGGCCCCCUUGCGCCUGACCCCCAUCACCCCCAUCAACAACCCACCCUAUGAGCCCUACGAAACCCCCGGCCCCCUGCGCCGCUGCCGAUCCCCCAUACCCUCCAUUCUGUAGCACAUCUUAGGGAACGAUGACAAAAUACGCACCAUCACAGCGCAAUAGUAUUAAUAAUCACAAUAACGAUGCUAAGUAUUCACACCUCUGCUCCUCCAUUGACUGGACAGGGUGGGGGUACACAGCACUCUUUUUAAUAUGUCAUGCCUCAAAGGGAGUGGGAUGAAUUUGUUUAGGGAUUUAGAGCUUUAAGUACUAAAAUGACUUCAUCGCAUAUACUUCAGGCAAUAUUUCAGACAGGCAACUAAAAACAAUUAUAUGCUGUAACGUAAGCGGAUUAUGCCUUAUCAAAGAUGAAAAAAAGAAGCACUGAAUAUUAUUAGGAUAAAACUCCUCACUGGUCCAUAGACAGCGACGAGCACCCUGUAGGAAAUCUACCCCUGUAGUUGAAUGACAGUAGUUGGCUUUUCCUCAUGUUCCUGCCUGACUGCUGGUUGUAUAAAAAAAACAAAAAAACACGAGACUGUGAUCCAGCAGGCUUAUUCAUUGAGUACUAGUCACUGAGAUCAGCUUUGAUACACCAUAAUAGGCCUUGAAAAUCCACUUCAUAUCAAAGCUUGGAAUGAUAAAGGUCAUAGGUCACAGACAACAUGCAAGUAGUCCAAGUGCAUGCUAGAAAAGACGUCAGUUAGGCAAGUAGAAUAUAUCUAAAAUCCCCUUUAACUGCUAUGAGGAUAUGAAUAUAAACGCACCAUAUGCUGGACUGAUUUGAACUUCUAAUUAAGCCCUGCAGUAGAGAAUUAACGGAUUGGAUCAUUUUGGCUAAUUUGACUGUGUUGAAGGAGUUUUUGGUGAUUCGGGCCAUAGAACAUGAUGAAUAUUAUGAUUAUGAUAAACACAAGGACCGUCUUUAAUCACACACUGAGUAUUUCCUACAGCAACAUUUGUUGUCAACUGAUAUUUUAAAAUAUAAGUCACACCGAUAUUAUUAAUUAUGCUCUUUAUUUUGGACAAAGAAAAACGCUUGAACCAUUCUUGUGCAAUAUCAACUAUUAUGAUGACCUCUGACCCUGAGAAGCUGGAGAUAAAUCCUGCAAACUUUAACUGUUGUAAACUAACAGAGAGACCGAGAACUGAUCAUUAUUUAAAAAAGAAGCUAUUUUUGUACUAAGCAUUUGGACAUUGCGAUUCGGAUCGGGGUUUGGAGUUGACAUUUUGGGAGGACAGGAUAUCGUGCUGUUGCAUGGAUAUUAAUCUACAAUUAACGUUUUGCUUUUUAUAUUUUGACUCUCUGUAUAUUCAACACCAAGUACCAUGAAAUGAAAAGAGCAGUGGUCUGGACAAAUGGCGAAAAAAGAUAAAAUAAAUAAGGAAGAGCCAUUCUUAUUAAGGGCCUAUAACCUUCUGCACUUCUUCGGGACCCUUUUCAGUUUGUAUACUAGUGCAUGAAGGAACUGUCUUUAAACUAUAUCCUUUUCUUAUUAUGGUAUUUCCUCAUCAAUAUGAAGACAUAUCAAGCUGAACUGCACUCCUCACUGCAUAUCCGCAUAUACACUGGGGCUGUGGUGAACCAGACAGUGGCCUCAAAGUUUCCCUACAAAGGGCAAGAAUUAGCUGGACCUUUUCAUCAUCAUCAUCCUCAUCACUGGCAUUACCCUCCCUCGUCAUAAUCAUUUUCUGAUUACUGUUAUUCCUAUAAUUUGAAUGCAGUAGAAAAUCAGUUCAGUUUGUUUUCUCUUUGGUCCUCUUCUUUUCUUUCUCUGUUUUUUAUUUUUAUUUUUACCUGCUCUGUCUCUUGGAUGCUGACCUUCGUUCCAAUAUAAAGGAGGGAACAUUGAAUGGAUGCUGGAUUGACAGCGGUCAGUAAGAGAAGAAAAAGAAAAGAUGACAAAAUGAACUCUCUGAAAUGCAGAUAUAUGAGCCAUAUUAGUGACGAUCUGCUGCAUAUUUGAGUGCACAGAUGCAAUACACACCUCUGCUGAAGAUAUCUCUGCAAUGGCAGCUCACAAAGCUUCUUGUCUUUUUCUCCAUGUGAAACAACAGAAAACCUGGGGUACACAUGACAAAACUUUAUCAGAAAGCAAAGUAGCAUUAUUUAUUUAGAUGAUUUUAUUGUCUUGCAACUGAGAUAUUUCACAAACACAUUUAAUAUUUAAUAAUUUGUUCAUUUACUACAGUUCAUAUGUAAUCAUUCUUCUGAAUUAAGCAAUAUAUUUAUUUUACUAUUUAUUUAUUUGCAUUUAGGUUUUUUAUUUUCAUGUUUUUGCUAUUGCCACAUUACUUGUUACACUCCUCUUUCCCUCCUCUCUUCUUUCCUGUUUAAAGAAGUUCACUGCUAGAGUGAAGAAAGCCAUGGAGGAUGUUGAUUACAUGGAGCAUCUGCAUGGCAGCAGCAAACUAAUGUGUGGCACUGUGCUUUAAUGAAUAAAACGCCAAUCAUCAUUUGUCUGCAUGCAUGUGCGCUGCACUGCUUUAUGUACAUGCUUCAUAUAUACACUGAAGACCUCAGGACAUUGAGCAGGGACCAUCUGGUAGAUUUAUGCUACGCCACAUGUGUGUUCAGUGUUUUAGGGAGAUUCUCAGAUCAUUGUUAUGAACGAUAAUUCAUCAGGCUUUUUUUUUUUUUCGUUUGAACCAGCAGGUUAUUUAGCCAUUCAAAGACAAAAUGCAGUAACUACACCACACAGUUUGUAGUGAAUCUGAGCAUAGUUGAGUCAAACCCAUCCAACACACAAGUUAUAUAUAGUUAUUAUAGUUUAAAAGAGCUGAUUUUGCUCAUAACUUAAUUUAGAAAAUAUGCAUUCACUGUGUUUUGUCUUUGCACGGCGGAAUUGUUUGAGGCAAAUGAUCUAUCAUAGAUUUUUAAUUGUUUUAAAAGGUGGCUAUUAAAAAUGUAUGUUACAAGGUACCUUGUAAAACAAACAAGUGCAAGUGUGCAUUAUUUAUAAUCUUAAAUUCAGACAAAUGACCUGUUAUAUUUAGAAGGAGAGAAAGAGGAAGACUAAAAUGCCUGUGUGAUUCAGGUCCAGCCAAAACACUGUUUUAUUUCUCACCUUGUGUCUCCUCCAUGUCCUUCUUCUCCUCUUCAUCUCUCUUUUUUUCCUUUCUGUGUUUUUAAUGCUCUUUAUAAGGGUGUAUAGUUCAGGUCUUAAUGAUAUGUGCAGUUUUGAAUGAUGACUUUGUAAUUUCCACAUGCAUGGAUUUCUAUUGCGAGCAAUAAGGAAAUUAUAAGUCUAUGUGUUUUGAUAAGAAAAUGUAUUUUAACAUAAAGGUUUAUGAACAUGUUUGUUGAUACGAGUGUGUACAUAUGGAUGUGUAUAUUCAUAUGCACAUGCAUAUUAAUGAUUUGCAUGAAACAAAUGUACAAACUUUUUUCCAUUGAUGUUUUGUUACCAAUCUGUCAUUUUUGACUUGAUUGCUGUGGGGGCGGGGCUUAGUUUUGCAUGCUAAGAUGCUAUUUGGUGGCAGAGACCAUUACAACUGUUGUACUGAAUGUGGGGUUUUGAAUGUGCUUUAACUAUGUACCUGUUUAAGUUUUCUUUUCCUUGUUAGACAUCAAAAGCAUUGCAGACUGUCAUUAUAUGAUUUAUUCUUUUUCAUCUUUUCACAGAGAACUAUUCUGAAAGCCCAGUGCUUAUCAGAUAUAUGCAAAACGAAGCAGUAACUGUGAACUAAGACUAGAACAGAAAAUCCACUUCUUCCUUCACAAAUACAUUCCCAAACACACACCUGAGCCCCCAAACCUGUAUCAGCUCCCGUACAAGUCCAUUUUAGUUUGUAUUCUCAUCUCAUGACAUCAUCAGUCUUGUUUAAUCCUCUUAGUUUUGCAUUAUUAAUGAGCAGAUUAGUUGGUCUCCUCCCCCUUGCUGUUGUGUUAACCUCAGCUCUAGCCCCCUCUGCUGGUUUUACGGGGGAUGAACUAACGUAGCAUUCGCUGUCGUAGAUCAUUAGCACUCUUUGGUCACUUUAGAGGCUAAGAAUACAGAUUUUAGCCCUUAAUGUUUACCUGUUAUAUUUAAGAUUAAAGGAAAGAUUCUUUAGGCAUUUAUUUGAACAGACUCCGAAGGAUUGAUUUCCUGUUCUCUCUUGUGUGUCACUAAACACUGAUCAGAGCAGAGAGAAAGAAGCUAAUGCUAAGAAGUCUGCUCACUGCAGCAAUGCAUGUUUCCACACAUUCAAGAUAGCUAGCACUUAGCAUCCUAGUGCAUUUUGUGGUUUUGCUGUGUGUAGUCUUAUCUGCAAAGGCGUAAUCAGAGUGGAUGGGAUGACUCCACUUUUAUCCCUUUAUCUCAGUUCUGAAGUUAUGAUGCGAAAGUGACAGGCCUGCCACUAGUUAGCUUAGUUAGCGAAUGCCCUGGUAAGCAGAGGCUGCAUGCAAUCACGGAGGACAAUGUAAAUAAUUCUCCUGUACACUGACUGCAUGUGGAGUUAACAGCACAGAAGCUAUCGUUUGAUUCAAAUGAGGCAUUCAAAAUGGGGAGAGCAGGUCGAGUUCAAAAAAUGAUUUAGCAACAUUAUCCAGAAUCCUCUCUGUUUCUGACUUACGCUUCCCUGUCACUACUCAGGUAAAUCUCUUUUUGUCCGUCUAUACCAGUGCUUCCAAAAUGAUGUCAUUCGAAACAAAGAGAGAGGCAGAUGGGAACACCCCAUGUAUGCAUGCAUCUGUGUAAACACAUUGAUCCCAACACUCGUUCCACGUCUUCCUUUUCCACAAUGUCCUUCACAUCCUUCAUUUCAUCAUUUCAUUUGUCACUUUCAUUAAUUCCCAACUCUUACUGCUUCCAAAUAACAACCAAAAAGCCCGGAUGACAUUAUGAGAAACAGGGAAAAUAAUGAGUGAUUUGUUUAAAAAAAAGAAAAGAAGAAGAACUUUUCAAACACGGUCUGUCAUAAAUGGAUUACACACACAAAAAUCCUGUAUGUGGAAUCCGGAUGCAACCAAAUUCAGGAGAUGAAAGCAUGAGGGUCAGAUGGACAGAUUGUGUGUUUGGGGAACAGAGUUUUGGGAGGAUUGUCAACAAAUGAAGAAAGGCGUCGUGAAAUGGAGGACAGUUUGGGGAAGAAAGAAAAAAAGCAAAGAGAGGAGGAAGGGAGCUGAACGCUUCUCAGUGUAAGAAUUGCUGAGCUUCUGAACUGCCCCUUUUCUAAAGCUCCCCAACCACGAAAACCUGUCCGGAGGCAACACCCAGAGUCACCACAGGAUUAGAGAUGGUGAAAGAGAGAAAACGAGAGAUGAAAGGAGUGCUUCGCUAAACCAACUGGAAGAAAACAUUGUAACACUCAUCUCUCCAUUGCUAAUUUUAACCCCCAACAUAGGUGCAGUAAACUGACAAUAUCACGUCCUGGGAGGAUGUGGAACACAUUCUUCCUACAGGGGUCGCUGGCCUUGGAAAACGGGUAGGAUUCAGCAUACAAACUGUAGUAUGUCCUGCCCUCAGCCCUUCCUGAUGGAAAUGGAUGCAAUUUUAAAGUGAUGGGAACUAUUUUUGUUGGGCGUUCCACCAUGAUAAAUGCACCUGAAAGUGGACAAAAACCCUCAAUCCAGUCUCAGAUACACGUAAUGUGUGGGGAAAAAACAAUCAUGAUGUUCUUCGAUGUUAUAUUCAAACACACGUUGACAGUCAAGCUCAUGAAAUGCUUCAAUCAAACGGUUCAUCAGCCAAACCUUUUCCACUUCUUUACCUUUUGGAGAUCUUGCACGUGCUUUGAAGGAAAAUAGACAGUGGCGUCAUUGGCCUGCCAUGUUCCUAUAUUGUACUGUUUCCCCAUUCAUCCAGUUGGAAAUCUUGUUCAGAGUGUCCUUCUCAGGGCUCACAGAAAGGUGACUUUGUCAGCUAUGAAGAAAAGAGCGUUAGCCUCUCUCUUUUCUCUCUCUCUUAGUUUAGUUCUCUGCAUCUCAGCAUUUCUGUUCCACUGUAGAUGAACUGCAUGGCAUGAAUGGAAAAAACAAAACAAAACAGAGAGAAAGAUGGUAGAGAUUAUGCUGAGAGGAACAAGAGGAAACCAUGGACAGGACCGCUCUGUUUGCACAGUAUAAUAUGGGUGACUCUGGAUCAGUGGAUGGGGCCACUUUUUCACCUUCAUGUGGGGAACAGAAAAUACAACACAAGUGCAUGAUACCUGUUGAAGGACAGAGGGGUUUUUAAGUGGACUGGGUGAACUUUAAACAAAAGCUGAAAAAAAGAGAAAACUAAAAAUGCAUUUUUCUCACUUUGUUUACCAGCAUGACUAAAUUGCAUGACUUCUGCAAGCCCUGAAUCCCAAAUUAGAGGGCUUGAAAUCACUAAACACCAAAAUCAAAUGGAAACAAUAAAAGUUUAUGCUAAAUGCUACUAAAUUUAGAAAAAAAAAGAAUAUAUAUAUAUAAAAAAGAGGCUCUAUAUUUUGUUUUUGAAUUAAAAAAAAAUAAUAAUGCAAAAAUAUAUAGGAUUGCAAGAUUCACACAGUUUUGUUGGAAAAAAGAUUAACAAACCCCACUGAGUCUAGCUGAAUGAUGAGACGAACUCCUUCAACUACCACUGCUCCCUCAAUGGCUUCAAGUGACAUUUCUUCCCUUCUCUAUGUCUGCCGUUUCACCCUUUACUGGAACUUUCCUGGCACUCUGCGCUGCCCUUCACUAUCUCCCUCAGUCAUGGCAGCCUCCAGCAGUGGCACGACAGCUCCUCUGAAGAUCUCCGACACCUAUAGGGCUCUGUUCUUUUGACAGUUAUGGGUCUAAAGAGUAAGUGGGAUUUUAAGUUGAGUCCUGAUGGAAAGUUCUGGGUUGAUUUGCGAUGUUAGUUCUUUUCAUUUCAUCCACAUUCUGUGGGUAAAUCAAGGCUUUAUCCAUCGAAAGUGAGCCUGCAUCCAGUCUAAUGAAUAUUAGCAUUGUGUGAACUGCUGUGUCUUGAGACCCUGAGUACUUACAUCGCAAAGCACGGUUUUUCAAGCAGGAAGCCAUAAUUUGAGAGUAGCGCCUCCAUAUGAGUUAAAGGUGCUCAGGAGACCAUGCUGAUUCAUGGUUUUGUAGUUGUGUCGAGUUUGUUUCAAAUGUUGACAUUAGUGUUCAUUUUAUUCUGUAGUUUAUUUUCUGGUGGUACAGAGCAUUGCAAGGCUUUGACAAGAUUCUGUUUCAGUUAUUUAAUAUUCUUAAGAUUUGCAUAUGCUGAGCACCCACUAAAACCAGCCAUGCCAUACCAAAACGGACUUCCUUAUGAACUUAGCAGCAGAUUUCUGAUAUUAGCAUCAGUAUUAGCAUUAUCCUGUGUGAGAGGAGACCAUGAUUCUGCCAAUGUCGCUUUAAAAUCAUCGCUUACACAUGUGAGUAACUGUUUGACUGUUUGUUUAAAGCAUUUGGUGUCUUCUUCAACAAGAUACGAGGUUACUUUUCAAAAGUUGGUUAGUCUGGUUAGGUGUUUUAAGGUAUGUUUACAUUGAUUUAAAAUGUCAUUUGCUGUCUUAAAACACCAUGACUCAUCGUUAAGAAUCAGAUGUAAGCUUAGUUUAGUAACUACCUAUGCAACACCUAAUCAAGACCUUAGCAGCUCACACACACUCACAUACACACGCCAUGUGCUCAGGCCAGCAGGCUGGUGUCUGUUUACCGGUGCUGUGUGUCCAGGGAGGAAAACGACACAGAUGCAGCUCCAUCACCACAAGAGCCAGCAUUAUCUGCUGAGCGUGUAGUUUUAAUUCAAACGUUAGCAGCUGGUCCAAGUAGCUUGAAGGUGCGACAGAUUUGUGCAGCUGUAGUAGCCAUGCCCAGACACUCACGCACUUUCCGAAUUAACAUUUACGUUUAUAUGUAAGCAUAUACUCAUCUCAGAGGGUCUGUAGGACAUCUAUGUUACAAGAACUUGUUUUAUACGUGGUACUCAGUUCCAAAUUGCAAUGCAUUUGCUGACUGGUUAAGAUGACGUGUACCUCUCUGGUCGUUCAUAAAGUCUGAUUGGAUGGGAUUUGGAGCAAUAAUGACGGAGGGCCACCUUUUUCUCAUUAGGAAUUGGGGACAUGUUCAUCUAAUCCCUAAUUAGAAAUCCAGUGUGCCUGAAACUGUUCCCUGAAUGUGUACACAAACCGGCCACAUCAAUUGAAGAUGCUCUCUCUGCGAAUGCUUCCCGUGAGAGCUUGUCUUAGCGUGAAUGAGACCGCAACCCCUCCAGAUGGCUGACAGCUCAACAUACCUUUACUUGAAACCCAAAUACAAAACAUAUCAGAGAGGAGCAGAACAAAGCCAGAAUAAGACUUCACGCUUUCUCAACUUCCUGUUUGCAUCCCCUCCCCUCUCUCAUCUGUUCCCUCUCCUUCUAUAUUUUUGAGGAAGAAACUUUUUUGCAUCCCUUGUUCUUGUGUUUUUCUAUCAUAUUGUUUGAAGUUGAAUUAUAAUGCAUGCAUGGAAUACAAUGAGGACAUAACUUGUGAAUAAUUUGUGAAUGGCCAGAAUGAGGUGACCAUCUCUUUCACCUGGGCUCUCUACUCUGCGACCUCUUUCUGAGACAAUUAGAGAGAACGAAAGAGCAUAUUGUUUCUGGUUUCUCUCACUUCCCUUUCUCUUACAAAUGUAGCCAUGCCAAAUAUGUUAUGGCUAUACGCUAGCCAUUCUGAAAGACUCUAUGUUUAAAUUACAUAUUUAUAUAUUGUUUUAAAGAUGUUAUUUAUCUGUAUAUAUUUGUAGUAAAUAUUCAUUAGAGCUUCCACAGACUCAGAGCUAAACAGAUGCAGCAGAUGUCGACAAAACAGCCUGCAGGAACUCCGUUUACACCGCAUGUGUCUGUGCAUUUAUAAUAGUAUAGUUUGACCCAAUAUGCACUACCUGUACUUUUCUACUUUAGUUAUUUUAUGUAGCUUGUUUGAAGGGGGAAUUCAUUGCACUAUCACAGCUAAUGGAGCUGCUGUGUCUACUGCUGAGCGCAAGCCUAACCAUACACCCCCCAAGUUAAGAAACAGGGACAGAGAGAAAGAGAGAGAGAGAGAGAAAGUUAGAAAGAGAGGCCAGUGAGAAAGAGAAGGUUCCUAAAAGAAAUGGAUGAGUUCUAUGCUACUAAGAUUGAUGCUGGAUACAAUUUUAUUGUCAUACAAAAAAGGGAAAAAAAAUAUCAAGAACUGUAUAAAAUAUAUUUCAAUGGAAUGUUUAUUAUUUACCUUUUAUAUUUUUGAAAUGUAUAAAGAAAAAAAUGAAUAAACUGUAAUAAUUUACCAGAGUUGUGAAAACGGAGACUUAAAAAUCAUUAUAUUAUUAAAAGUAUGGAAGUUUGAACGUGAAUGCUAACCUACCUGAUCAAAUCUUCUCCAUUACAGAUAAGAAAAAAAUAAAUAAAAACAAUUAGAAAAAUGAAAUCCAAUUUAAAAAGAAAAAGUUAUCAAAAAGUCAAUAAAAAUGUUAAAAGCUCAUGCCAAAAUUUUCAA
Messenger RNA from Cyprinus carpio (common carp), 12287 nucleotides. Its product is annotated as voltage-gated potassium channel KCNC1-like. Gene Ontology annotation, cellular component: axon; voltage-gated potassium channel complex; neuronal cell body membrane. Gene Ontology annotation, molecular function: protein binding; delayed rectifier potassium channel activity. Gene Ontology annotation, biological process: protein homooligomerization; potassium ion transmembrane transport. The record is from RefSeq and is a predicted model, not a curated record. Lineage: Eukaryota; Metazoa; Chordata; Actinopteri; Cypriniformes; Cyprinidae.